GCUAACUCUAAUGCUUGCCUACACAUAACCUAUUGUUGUUUUGUUUGGACCUACUAUUCCUAAAAAAUAUAUAGGUAUUAAUUUAUAAUAAUUCUAUCAUCAGAGCAGAUUUGACUCAAAAAUCGGGCAUUUGUGGUAAAAAAAGUUCAUGUAACCAUCAUAAUCUAUACUACGCAUUUUAAAAGUUGUACUACCUACAUAGCAUAAUAAGUGAUGGGAUCUUAUAGCAAGGAAAAAGAACUUCGUGGAAGGAAACUCAAGUCCCGGAAAAAGCGCAGUAGCAGGUCAUCUAGUCGAAGCAGUAGCCGCAGCCAAAGAAGCGACAGCAGCGCAAGCAGCAGAAGCAGUAGCAGUGAUAGCUACUCUCGGUCGUCCAGCAGCCGUUACAGUAAAAGUAGGAAAAAAUCCAGCAAGCACAAGCGAAGACGUUCUAGGUCUCGUUCCUACUCUCGUUCAAAAUGCAGCUAUCGACGGAGUAGGUCUCGCGACCGCCACUCUAGCAGACACAAGUCCGAGAGCAGCCGUCACAAGCGACACCGGCGCAAGAGCUCCGACUCAGACUCCAGCAGAGACAGAAAUUACAGUCGUGGAUCUUCAGUUGACAAGAAGUCCUUGAAAAGACAGUCCGAAGACAGGAGAGAUAGCAGAGCCUCUUCUAGAGAAAAAUUUUCGAAACGUCGAUCAGCUGAAAGAAGCCGUGGAAAUUCUGGUCCAUCAUCUAGCAAACUGCCAUCCGUGAAAGAAGAGAAGGAUACCAGUAUGCCGUCCCCACUGCCCUCGCGUGAUAUCGCAGAAUUAAGUGAGUCUGACAAGUUGAGUCGUGAACGCGCCAUCGCAGAGCUCAAUGAUUCGUCUUUCACCCAAGCUACCUUCAAGUCAUCCAGAGGUACAAAGGUUAAAGAAGAGACGCAAACAAACGGAGAAUCUAAAGCUGAAUUUAACUUCGGGACGUCCGCAGAACUGAAGAACAGACCGGCUGCGGUCUUGGCUGGCGAUGAAAGCAAUCUUUUCAGUCCUUACCUGUUCGGUGAUCCCGAAGAAAGAGAGGAGAAGUACCUCAAAAGAAUUCUUUCGAUACGACAACGCGUCUACGACACGAUGGUCAGCACCGCUGGCAACUGAACAAAUGAGCCUCAUACAAUGACGAGAACAAGAACAACGUGCCCUCAUCGCUGGGCACAAACACAAAAGCUUCAUUUACAAAUGGCCACUUAAUAUUCCUAGGAAAUCAACUCUUCAUUUCUAAAAAUAUACCUACGUACUUCGACACUAAUUGAAACGCUACAUGUUAUAACGUACGUUUGAUAGACGUUAUUUACAUUAUCUGUACAGUCUUUCACGUCACCGGAGCAUUUUCUUCGUUCCGAGAGCGUAUAUGUUAAGUCCGACGUUGUCUUCUACGAGAAAAACGGGAAGUUAAGUACUUAUACAUCACUUCAACACCGACAUCUACAUAUUGGUAGCAUGUUCCGCUCAGGAGACAUAUGAUUUUCCUAAAUUAUUAUUGAUUCAACACAUAAAGAACUUGGAAUUAACAGGGCGUUAUCAACCACCAAAGGCAAGGAGUAGGUUUAAAAUCAACUAGCAAAUAUCAGAAAAAUUAAAACGAUAAAUUAGCUUUUGUUAUUAACUUCUUUAAUAAUAUGCUAUAAAUAUGGUAAAGGAAUCAUUGACUCAGAUUCUAUUCAAAUGAAUUGUGCAUGUCUUCAGAUGUUUGGAAGCUGAAAGUUCCUUUUGUGUUUGUAUCUUGACAAAAUUGGCAUUCCUCUGAAUCAGUAACCGCUGCCAAGCAUUACGCAAAAGAAUGAAAGAAAAAUGAUAAACGGGCAUCCACAGAUGCUGGCACUCAACCUCGCGCUACUCGAUAAACUGCUUGUGUUGUAUAAGCGAAAAAUAUGUCAUUGCAUGAAAUUAAUGCCGAGAGCCCCAACACUUCUUAAUGCUUCCUUUGUGUACUAUGAGAACGUAAUGUAGCACUACUUCCUAAAAGCCAUAUUAUGUACUCUACCCGCAUAAUCGUUAGAUGCAGCGCUGAUUUCUUACCAUCGGGAAGGAGUCAAGUUUUGCAAGAAAGCCAGGAGGCUCUUUUUUGUAGCCAGUUAUAGAAGCUAAUACGUCGUUGGAAACAAGUGAAGGAAAUAUUAGAACAUAUAAGUAAUGGUAAGAGGUAACUUAACGAGUUUCCGUACUAACACGAUGCAACAACCUUUACAUUGACCUGCAUAGAAAAUAUUCAAUCAAAGUUUAGGAUUAUUACAAAAUAUAUUAUUGUUCCAAUCAAGCAAUGAAGGUCACAGCAUUUAUAGAAUACAUUAUUUUCAUCUUCUGUGUUCUACCAGCAAAAAAAUACUAAUAAAAUAUAAUUGUCAAGAAUGAAAAUCAUGAAUUUGGGCGGAAUAACCUGAAACCAAUUUUUAACAAUUUCAAUAAAAAUCACAUACUGGCUCUGCGAUGCAUUAUGAUUUACAAGAUUGAAAAUAUACUUAUAAUAGUCGCCAACAAUAUUGCCAUGUGGAAAAUGGGUAUAAUUCAGUACGAACAAUCGUAAUAAAACUCGAACACUUCUAAUCACAUUAAACAGGAUCAAUAAAGUGUUCGUCAUAUUGCACUUCGUUUGGAUAGUCUUUAAUAAUGGUAAGUAAUAUGGCCGUCUGAAAUGAUUGAGCGCACUAAAAACUAAAGUAACUUCAAUUUAAGUACAUUAUAAAGAUCAUGGAA
Hyalella azteca is the source of this 2718-nucleotide messenger RNA. RefSeq names its product serine/Arginine-related protein 53. The record is from RefSeq and is a predicted model, not a curated record. Bases 214 to 1122 code for a protein of 302 amino acids. The transcript is spliced from 6 exons. Lineage: Eukaryota; Metazoa; Arthropoda; Malacostraca; Amphipoda; Hyalellidae.